Messenger RNA from Rattus rattus (black rat), 3340 nucleotides. RefSeq names its product pinin, desmosome associated protein (gene Pnn). NCBI's taxonomy places the organism in Eukaryota, Metazoa, Chordata, Mammalia, Rodentia, Muridae. The record is from RefSeq and is a predicted model, not a curated record. Bases 92 to 2272 code for a protein of 726 amino acids. The transcript has 9 exons. Gene Ontology annotation, cellular component: catalytic step 2 spliceosome.
GUGGGCUGUCAGUCCUUCCGCUUGUAGCGGCGGGCGCGGUGCGGCGCUGCGCGGCCUGUAGAGCAGUCGCGAAGCCUGCUGCAGAGAGAAGAUGGCGGUCGCCGUGAGAGCUUUGCAGGAGCAGCUAGAAAAGGCCAAAGAGAGCCUCAAGAAUGUGGACGAGAAUAUCCGCAAGCUCACCGGGCGGGACCCGAAUGAUGUGAGGCCCAUCCAAGCCAGAUUGCUGGCCCUUUCUGGUCCUGGUGGAGGUAGAGGACGAGGUAGUUUAUUGCUAAGGCGUGGAUUCUCAGAUAGUGGAGGAGGACCCCCAGCCAAACAGAGAGACCUGGAAGGGGCAGUCAGUAGGCUGGGUGGAGAGCGUCGGACAAGAAGAGAAUCACGCCAGGAAAGUGACCCAGAAGACGAUGAUGUUAAAAAGCCAGCACUGCAAUCUUCUGUUGUAGCUACCUCCAAAGAACGAACACGUAGAGACCUUAUCCAGGAUCAAAACAUGGAUGAAAAGGGAAAGCAAAGGAACCGACGAAUAUUUGGCUUGUUGAUGGGCACUCUUCAGAAAUUUAAACAAGAAUCUACUGUUGCUACUGAACGGCAAAAGAGACGCCAAGAAAUUGAACAAAAACUUGAAGUUCAGGCUGAAGAAGAGAGAAAGCAGGUUGAAAAUGAGAGGAGAGAACUGUUUGAGGAGAGACGUGCUAAACAGACGGAACUGCGGCUUCUGGAACAGAAGGUUGAGCUUGCACAGCUGCAAGAAGAAUGGAAUGAGCAUAAUGCCAAGAUAAUUAAGUAUAUAAGAACCAAGACAAAGCCCCAUUUGUUCUAUAUUCCUGGAAGAAUGUGUCCAGCUACCCAAAAGCUAAUAGAAGAGUCACAGAGAAAAAUGAAUGCUUUAUUUGAAGGUAGACGCAUCGAAUUUGCAGAACAAAUAAAUAAAAUGGAGGCUAGGCCUAGAAGACAAUCAAUGAAGGAAAAAGAGCAUCAGGUGGUGCGUAAUGAAGAACAGAAGGCGGAACAAGAAGAGGGUAAGGUGGCUCAGCGAGAGGAAGAGUUGGAGGAGACAGGUAAUCAGCACAAUGACGUAGAAAUAGAGGAGGCAGGAGAGGAAGAGGAGAAGGAAGCAGGUGUAGUUCAUAGUGAUGCAGAGAAAGACCAGGAGGAGGAGGAACAAAAGCAGGAGACGGAGGCUAAGAUGGAGGAGGAGACUGAGGUAAGAGAAGGUGAGAAGCAGCAGGAUAGUCAGCCAGAAGAAGUUAUGGAUGUGUUAGAGAUGGUUGAAAGUGUCAAAAAUGUAAUUGCUGAGCAGGAGGUGAUGGAGACUAAUCAAGUUGAAAGUAUAGAUCCUUCAGAAAAUGAAACUAGCAAGGAAUUGGAGCCAGAGAUGGAAUUUGAUGUUGAGCCAGAUAAAGAAUGUAAACCUCUUUCUCCUGGAAAAGAGAAUAUUAGUUCUCUGGAAGUGGAAAAGGAGUCUGAGGAAAAAGAGGAAAAAGAAGAUAAAGAGCCUGAGCCCCAACCUGAGCCUGUGGCUCAGCCUCAGCCCCCUCCUCAGCCCCUGCCCCAGAGCCAGCCCCACUCUCAGCCCCACUCUCAGCCCCAGCCUGCACUCCAGUCCCAGCCUCUCUGUCAGCCUGAGGCUCUGCCAUUGGCUGUUCUGCAGCCUCCACCUCAGGUUAUUCAGGAGCAAGGGACUCUACCUCCUGAGCGGAAGGAUUUUCCUGUAGAGGCUAUAAAACUCCCUGAGGUGCCUGUAGAGCCAGUCUUGACAGUACAUUCAGAAAACAAAAGCAAAAAUAAGACUAGGAGCAGAAGCAGAGGGCGAGCAAGAAAUAAAACGAGCAAGAGUAGAAGUCGAAGCAGCAGCAGCAGUAGUUCCAGUAGCAGCUCUACUAGUAGCAGCAGUGGGAGCAGCUCCAGCAGUGGCAGCAGUAGUAGUCGAAGCAGCUCCAGCAGCAGCUCCAGCACAAGUGGGAGCAGCAGCAGAGACAGCAGCAGCAGCACUAGCAGUAGCAGUGAGAGUAGGAGUCGCAGUAGGGGCCGAGGACAUAACCGAGAUAGGAAGCACAGAAGGAGCGUGGACCGGAAGCGAAGGGACACUUCAGGACUAGAAAGAAGUCACAAGUCUUCAAAAGGUGGUAGUAGUAGAGAUACGAAAGGAUCAAAGGAUAAGAAUUCCCGAUCUGACAGAAAAAGGUCUAUAUCAGAGAGUAGUCGAUCAGGCAAAAGAUCUUCAAGAAGUGAAAGAGACCGAAAAUCAGACAGGAAAGACAAAAGGCGUUAAUGGAAGAAGCCAGGCUUGCUUAGCCUAUUCUUUGCAGCAGAAGAUUUGAUGAGUAAAAGGAUUACCUUGUAAAGAGGAUGCUGCCUUAAGAAUUGCAUGUUGUAAAAAUUCUUUUUGGAAAAUACAGACUGUUUGUUUACCAGACAUUCUUGUACUUUUUGCAUAAUUUUGUAAGAGUUAUUUAUCAAAAUUAUGUGAGGUUCCAAAAUAUGUAAAAAUGAUAAUAAUAAAAAAAGAUUAACAUCCUUUGUCAUCUUUUUUAAAUACCCUAUUACUCUUCAGUCAGAAUCUGUAUAUUUUAAUAGGUAAAUCUUUAAUUGUUCCUUUAUGUUCUGUAUCAUACAUUGCUUUUGUAGAAAUAAAUAUGCAUCUUUCAUUAUUUUUGGGAUGUCCUUGUUGACAGUUGUAUAAUAAAUAUCUUUAUAUCAUUUUCAGUUUUUGUCACAAGAUACUGAACAUGAUUAGGAUGUUUUUGAAAGUUUCAUCACUUUGAUUUGCCUGAAAAGUUAUUUUGAGUUGCCAGGUUUUUACAGCUUUGAUGGGGAAUAGUUCUUUUAAAACAUUUACUUAUUUCCCAUUUACAAUUUUUAAUCUAAGCAUUUUUCUGUUUUUCAUUUAAACCAUUCAGUUGGUAGAUAACUUAAACAGUACUAUUCGGUUGUCAUUUCCUGAUUACAGAACAAGAUUCUCUUGUCCUCACAGUUACUUGUGUGGUAACAAUGUAGUGUGUCAUCUGUUAAUAGUUAUCACCUCCUGGGUGGUAGGGGGUGGGUAAAAAUAUCUGCUAAAUUUGGUUUUUGAAUUUGUGGUCUUGUCUUUUCUGUUGGCUAUAACUGAAACAUGCCAAUUUGUGUUUUCAAGAAUUUUUGUUUAAGGAAGUAUUGUAUGGAAGUUUACACAAUGAAGGAAGUUCAUCUAGACUUGAAUAUGUAAACAAGAUAACACACAAGUGUACCAAGUGAUUAUUAACUUUGUUGUUUAUAAAUUUGUAUGGACCUGGAGUAUCUGUUGCCCAUUACUAUAUAUGUGCAAAUAAAUGUGGCUUAGACUUGUGACUGUUUAAGAUUA